This is a messenger RNA of Ambispora gerdemannii, 810 nucleotides long. Lineage: Eukaryota; Fungi; Glomeromycota; Glomeromycetes; Archaeosporales; Ambisporaceae. The record is from the annotation of a GenBank genome assembly.
AUGGUGGAUGGGACAUAUCCUAUGAUCGGUAAUACCAAUCAUGUCAACGAGAACUAUCCCGAUCUUGUUAAUAGAAGACCUGGAAUAAAAAGUGUUUCACCAAGAAUUAGUAUGGAAGAAAAUAGUCCAUUGAUAGAAGGCGGUAUUCAAGAGGGGCCUUUCAACGGUUCCAUUCCAACACUCACCGGUCGAACUUCCUUCAAUUCUGAAUUCACAAUGUAUUGGGUUGCUACAGCAAGUUCUCUUAUGUUCACCUCGACAGUUUGGUAUAUCGUGUUAAGUGCCGAACAUGAAUUUUUUAUAUGGCACCCAAUUUUUAUGUCAACCACUUUAUUUCUCUUGACUCAAGGUCCUCUUUUGCUUCAAACAGCCGAAACGCGAGAGGAAAAGGAAAAAGGUCUCAAUGUUCAUAGGUCAAUUCAAUCUCUCGCCUUUUUGACUGGAAUCUGUGGAUUCUAUAUUAUUUAUACAAAUAAAAAGGAUCAUAACGCUGAACAUUUCACAUCUGCUCACGGAAUGUUUGGAGUGCUUACUCUCUCACUUAUAUUCAUCCAAGUAUUGGGAGGGGCAUUGGUAGUUAAUGCCCCAGCUCUAUUUGGCGGUGUUGCUCGUGCUAGAGGAAUAUAUAAAUAUCAUCGCAUCUCUGGUUAUACUAUUUUACUUUUCGCUUGGCUCACGGCUUUGGGUGGUACUCAAAGGGAUUGGGUAACAGACCGUUUUAAUCAUAUUUGGUUCUGGCUUUUGGCCUUUACCUUAACCUGGAUUGGUAUUGGUAGUCGUGUAAAGCUUAACAAAAUGAAAGUUUUGUAA